AUGUUCUCUCUCUCUCUCUCUCUCUCUCUCUCUCUCUCUCUCUCUCUCUCUCUCUCUCUCUCUAUUUAUUUUUAUGCUUCCUUUUUUAAAUUCUUUCUUUUUUCAAUUUCCUUAGUUCAAAAUUUUAAUUUCUUUCUUUUCUUUUUAUUUUCUUUCUUUUAUUUUAAUUUUCUUUCUUUUAGUUUCUAUUCCUUUUAUUUUUCUUCACUACCUUUUCUUAAUCCUUUUUCUUUCUUCUUCUCACAUGUUUAUGUUUUAUUUUCCGCCGUCUCUCGUUUUUCUUUUCUUAUCCACUUUUAUUUUCUUUUUAAUUUCUUUCUUUCUUAUUUUUUUAAUUUGUGUUUCUUUCACUAUUCUUCACUAUCUUUUCUUGUACAUUUCUUUUAUAUUUUUUCUUUUCUUUUUUUAUCGUUAUUUCUUUAUUCGUUCACUCUUUGUCUUUCUUGGUAUUUUUUAUGCCUUCCUCUCGUAUUCGUUCUUUCUUUUUCAUUGAUCUUUCUUUUUUUCUUUCUUCAUGUCUUUAUUUCUUUCUUUAUUUCUUUAUCGUUUUUCUUUCUUUUCAAUGUUUCUUUGUCUCUAAAGUUGUUAUUUGAAUCAUUCAUUUAUUCAUUCUCUUUUCCUUCAUCCUCUUUACUUUUUCAUAUCUUUUCCUUCUCAUAUGUUUCUUUUAUCAUUCUAUCGAGCUUCAUUAUUCAUUUUGGAGUCCAUUUCUUUCUUUCUUUCUUUCUUCAUGUUUUUAUUCCUUUCUUUCUUUCUUCAUGUUUUUAUUCCUUUCUUUCUUUCUUCAUGUUUUAUUUCUUUCUUUAUUCUUUCUUUUCUUUUUUUUUUUUUUUUUUGCUUACUUUUCUUAUUUUUGACUUACAUUCCUUUCAUCAUUCUUUGCUGAUUUAUUCAUUGGGUUUCUUUAUUCAACCAUUUUCUUUUUUAUCCAUUUUCCGUUUUCCUUUCUCUUUUUUUUGUGUCUUUUUAAGGGAGGCAGAAUGUUUCUACAUCUUCGUUCUUUACCUUCUUUCCUUCUCUUCCGUUCUUCCUUCUUUACUUUCCUUCUUUCUCUUCCAUCCUUCCUUCUUUAACUUCUUCCUCUUUGAUCUUUCCUUCUUUACCUUCUUUCAUUUCCAUCCUUCUUUCUUUACCUUCCUUCCUACUCUUCCAUCCUUCCUUUUUACCUUCUUUCUUUACCUUUCUUCCUUCUCUUCCAACCUUUCUUUUUACCUUCUUUCUUUCUCUUCUAUAUUUCCUUCUUUACCUUCCUUCCUACUCUUCCAUCCUUCCUUCUUUACCUUCCUUCCUUCUCUUUGUUUCUUCCUUCUUUACAUUCCUUCUCUUCGAUCCUUGCUUCUUUACUUUCCUUCCUUCUUUAUCUUCCUUCCUUUCUUAUCCCCCUUUCUAUCCUUGACUGUCACAUGCCCGAUGCGACGAAUGACGCAUGAGCGUUUCAUGAUAGCAUCUGUCACAACUGCUCAUUUGUACUUUUCAUUGUCGCGUAUGCUUGUCUCUUUUCUCCCCCCACCUCUCUUUCUCUUCCCUUUUCUUUGCGGUAAUUUUUUUUAUAUCCAUUGGCUCCUCCCUUUUCCACGCGCGCACACACAAACACAGUCAGAGACUCGUACAUAA
Acanthosepion pharaonis is the source of this 1614-nucleotide messenger RNA. NCBI's taxonomy places the organism in Eukaryota, Metazoa, Mollusca, Cephalopoda, Sepiida, Sepiidae. The record is from the annotation of a GenBank genome assembly.